Molecule: messenger RNA, 562 nt
Organism: Drosophila kikkawai
Lineage: Eukaryota; Metazoa; Arthropoda; Insecta; Diptera; Drosophilidae
Source: RefSeq, a predicted model, not a curated record
AGUUUUGUUUAGUCACCCGAAAUUUAAAAUUCUUAAAAAUGGAUUAUCAGGAAUACCUCUCAAAGCAGUUGACCAUCUUCCACUUCCACCUCCAUUCCGACUUUGGCAUACUUAUCAAGGUGGCCACGUGCGUUGCCUUCGGCGCAGUGUGCGGCUGGAUAAUGAGUCUGCUCACGUUUAUCGUCUACAAAGUGGCCGUGUGCCUUGGAGUCCAGCCCAUGGAGCUUAGCACCCUCAUGGAAGACGACAUUGACCUGGAUAUGGAUGUGGAGGAUGGGAACGACCAGCCGCUGCAUCGAAGCCAAGACAUCGGAGAUUGGCUCCUGACAAUGAGGCCGCCGCCACGUCAGCCACUCGAUGUGUAGAGAAGGAAUCCGUAUCCGACUCCCGUAGCAAAGCCCUCCUUGAAGUUAUUGGGACAUUUGUCUCUCGCUGCUGUCAUGGCCUUAAAUUCAAUUCCUCCACACGCCGGCACUUCACGCAUUAAUGCGAGUGUGUUUGCUCUGAACUGCGCCUCGGGCUCAAAAUAUUUAAUAAACCAUAUCGUUUCUUUUUGGGAAAA